AUGACAGACGACCAUGCUAUUAGUCGCAAUGGAGGCUCGCCGACCAAGCAGGCAAAGCUGAAUAGCGGAAAGGAUGAUCGUUUGACGAUGGCAUAUCUGGGGCCUCCAGGUACAUACGGUGAGAUGGCUGCAGCAGCAUUCAAAUCAUGCUAUAAUGUUGAUAUAGAUUUGGUGCCAUGUCCUAGUAUAUCAGCGAUUUGGGAGAGAACAGCCAAUUUCCAUGUGUUACCUUUGGAGAAUACAAUACAUGGAGGUGUAACGGAAACUCUCGAUUGUCUGCUAUCGAACUUAAACCCUUUUACCGAGGAUGAGUCGAGUAUCGAGAAGGUCAAGAGAAAGAGAAGAAUAGUAGCGGAUUUGGCCUUACCUAUAAGUCAUUGUCUAGUGGUCAGAAAGGGAACUAGAAAGGAAGAUAUCAGGUGGAUAAGGAGCCAUGAACAAGCAUUGGGGCAAUCAUCUAAAUAUCUCAAAACACAGUAUCCUGGUGUAAAGCUGAAAACAUGGCCUUCAACGGCAGGAGCAGCUGUCACUCUGUUGAGUCCGUCGGACGAAGAUUUAGCGGAAGGUCCCGGAGCUGCGCUGUGUGCAAAAGCGGCUGCUAAACUAUAUCAGAAUGAAUUAGACAUCUUGUUUGAAGGUACCCAGGGUAUUUCCGACAAUUACACGCGGUUCAUCCUUUUAUCAGACUCAAAAACAAGCUCUACACAUACUCCUUCAUCGAUACCGAAUCCAAAUCCGACAGAAUUCUACAUUUUACCUGCUGCUUCAGACAUAAUACCAUUCUUACAAUCGAGUCAAAUACGUAAUAUACAUACACGACCAACUCCAACGUCAAGCUCAGCUCAGCAAACUGAAGAAGUGAAUAGCAGCGGAGAAGUAUGGAAAUAUAGGGAGGAGAGAUUUCCUACAUUGUACUUCAUCGAGGUAGAUCAACAAAGUAUAAAAGGUGAUGUUGCUGUCAAGCGGAAUGAGGAAGGCGAGAACAAGGAAUGGGCUUUAGGGAAAGCAAGCUGGAGAGUAACGGACACGCAGCUGAAAGCUAUAUAG
This is a messenger RNA of Kwoniella shivajii, 1047 nucleotides long. RefSeq lists its product as uncharacterized. Gene Ontology annotation, cellular component: cytoplasm. Gene Ontology annotation, molecular function: prephenate dehydratase activity. The record is from RefSeq and is a predicted model, not a curated record. Lineage: Eukaryota; Fungi; Basidiomycota; Tremellomycetes; Tremellales; Cryptococcaceae. The transcript is spliced from 5 exons. Gene Ontology annotation, biological process: L-phenylalanine biosynthetic process. The coding region runs from base 1 to 1047 and encodes 348 amino acids.